Molecule: messenger RNA, 2443 nt
Organism: Sardina pilchardus (European sardine)
Lineage: Eukaryota; Metazoa; Chordata; Actinopteri; Clupeiformes; Clupeidae
Gene: mtg2
Product: mitochondrial ribosome-associated GTPase 2
Exons: 6
Coding region: 316-1545 (409 amino acids)
Cellular component (GO): mitochondrion
Molecular function (GO): magnesium ion binding; GTP binding; GTPase activity
Source: RefSeq, a predicted model, not a curated record
GUGUGUAACACGUGUGCCGCCAGAGCCCGUGCCGCAUAGCAUCUGAGUAACGUUUAGCCAUGUCCUACAAUUUUGCAAUGGCGCGUGUUUAUUUUGUCGUUCUGAGUUUCCCCACAUUUUGAAACGUUGUUAAAUGAAUAGCACCAGGUUCUCACUUAAUUCAACAUCAUACGACAGUAUAAGGUUCACCCUGUAAUCACUCAAGGUUGUGACACUUGAUAGCUAGCUAGCAUUAGUUGUCGUUUGCUAGUAACGUCAACACACCGGGUUCAGAGUUUAUUCUAUUUUUAUGAACGAUAUUGGAGUGUAUUGAUAAUGCUGACGAACAGAGUUAUCCAGGUUCAAGUAAAAAAUAAUUUACAAUGGACCAGGCAAGUAGGGCUAAACUGUGGUUGGGCUGGAUCGUGGGGCAACCAAACGUCCUUCUGGAACCCACUGUUCAAGAAACCAUUUUCCACAACUUGCGGAUUGUGUGGAAAAGUCCGUAGGAUUCAGAAAAAGUCCGACAUAUCUGAGAAAAAGCUGACACGCUACUUCGUGGAUUACCGUAGGGUGAGAUUUGUCGCUGGUUCAGGGGGCAAAGGGGCUUGUGCAUUCCACAGUGAGCCAAGGAAGGAGUGGGGAGGACCUGAUGGAGGCAACGGAGGUGAUGGUGGGAACGUCAUCAUCAAAGUAAAUGCACAGGUGAAGUCCCUGGCGGCAGUAUCGCCUGUGUACUUAGGUGUGAAUGGAGAAGCCGGAGGCAGUAAAAACUGUUAUGGGCGCAAUGGAAGAGCCACUUACAUCCCAGUGCCAGCUGGUACUAUCGUGAAAGAGAUGGAGAAAAUGGUGGCUGACCUGUCAACGCAUGGUCAGGAGUUUGUGGCAGUUCAUGGAGGGGCAGGGGGGAAGGGCAACCGCUUCUUCCUGUCCAAUGAGAACCGUGCGCCCACGACGGCCACGCCAGGGGAGCCGGGUCAAGAACGGGUUUUGCAGCUGGAGCUGCGCACCAUGGCCCAUGCUGGACUGGUCGGGUUUCCAAAUGCUGGGAAGUCCUCCCUGCUCAGGGCCAUCUCCAACGCCAAGCCAGCGGUGGCGGCUUACCCAUUCACCACGCUCAACCCUCACGUAGGGAUAGUCCAGUACAGAGACCAUGAACAGGUGGCAGUGGCAGACAUCCCAGGCUUGAUCCGUGGCGCUCACCUGAACCGGGGCCUGGGCGUGUCCUUCCUGCGACACAUCGAACGCUGUCGCGUCCUGCUCUUUGUCCUGGACCUCUCCGAGCCCGAGCCCUGGGCACAGCUGGAGCACCUGCGCUUUGAGCUGGACCAGUACGAGCCGGGCCUCUCCAAGCGACCCCAGGUCAUUGUGGCUAACAAACUGGACCUGCCCGAGGCCCAGGCAAACCUGGAGGCCCUCAGGGCACAGGUCUCCCAAAGGGUGAUCCCCGUGUCGGCUAUGACGGGCCAGAACACGGAGGAGCUGAUCUUGCACCUCCGAGAGCUGUACGAUGGCUACCUCCAGACAGGAAAUGGUUCCAGUGGACAGCGGCCUCUUACGUGGUAGCUGCGUUGGGUUAAGGCACAGACCUGGGCAAAGCAUAAACUGAGCAGCUCAUACCUGCGGUUGCUCCUAAUCAUACAACCAGUGUACAUCACUCAGAUGUGAUGGAGGAACUGAGUGGAGGCAUGCUAAAUGGCUGAGCUGGACCGGUACUGAAGGUCACUGCAUCUGUGAGUGUGUGGGCACUUCUCAACAGUAGUGCUGGUGUCUGAUCAGUUAUCUGUUGAAUGGAUGGUAGAUGACGUCAAGAAAUAGAGCAAGCAGUACGUGUUUCUAUCCAUCAGUUCAGACACUGCUUUCAGACUAUUCUCACAGGUGAAUGUCGUUACUUGCCAUGGACUGCAGCACUGUCCUAUUCAUGGGUUUCAUCAGGUCCUUUUCCACAGGUGUAUUAAAUCAAGCACCUAAAUUAUGAAUGUAGACUGCAUGGUGCUUGAUUAACCCACUUGUGAAAAGGGACCUGAUGAAAGCCAUGAAUAGUGUAUGUGUUGACCACUUGAAGAGAUGUGUUGAGGCUGAAAAGGAACCUGUAUUAAAUUAAAUAUUUAACAAAUAAAUGUAUAUUUAUUUUAUGCACAGUGGUUUUACCAGUGGGUCUUGUCACCUCUCAUUUGCACACAAUGGCACUUUACUCGUCAAUUCUUACAUUUAAAAAAAAAAAAAAAACUACAAUGUAGCUUUGAUGUCACCACACCUUUGUGAAGUCAUAGAUGUUGUUAUGCAUAUUGAAUGUAUGUCUCUUCACUUCACUUGCAUUCAUAAUACACUGUACUGAAAUUGAAUGUUUUGCCUCACCUACAUGUCAGUCAUUGGUCAUUUUGCACAUAUUCUGUGUAGGUGACAAAGAGAGCAAUUAAUUACAGGUUUUUCUGAUAAUAGGACCAAUAUAAUCAGAAGAUAC